AUGCCGGACACCCGGGCCCAAUCCCUUGCCGACUCCGACAUCACCGUCCAACAUCCUUCCUCCUUCCUGGGGCGCCUCAGGUUCUGGCCCCGAAGACGUCAUGGCCAAGACUCUAAGAACAUCCGGGUGGUACUCAACAAUGCCCUGCUCCCGGACAACCUGCCUUCGAAGCACCACCCGCACCGGGGGUACUCGAGCAACAGGAUCCGCACCACCAAGUACACCCUCCUCUCCUUCAUACCCAAGAACCUGUUCGAACAGUUCCACAGGAUUGCCAACUUGUACUUCAUCGGGAUUGUGCUGCUCAAUUGGGUGCCGAAGAUCAACGCGUUUGGCAAGGAGAUUGCCAUUAUUCCUGUGGUGUUUGUGCUGGGCGUAACGGCCGUCAAGGAUUGGUUCGAGGAUUACCGCCGGUACAAGUCGGACAAGAGGAUCAAUAACCUCACCUGCCGUGUCUAUUGCCGGCAGGCCGGUCGCUAUGUGAAGACGUUGUGGUGCGACGUGCGUGUGGGCGAUGUGGUGCAUCUGUCUUGCAACGAGGUGGUGCCGGCCGACAUGCUCCUUCUGCGGUGCAGCGGGGACGGAGAGGGCACUUGCUACUUGGAGACGGCCAGCCUGGACGGAGAGAGCAGCCUCAAGCAGAGGCAAGUGCCCAGAGACCUCUACCAGUCCAACAAUCAGGAUCUUGCAUUUCAUCCUUCGUCUUUCCAGGGCAGAAUCGAAUGCGAUCCUCCCAACCACAAAAUCUACCGCUUCAACGGAUGCGUGACCCAGCCAACUGGAGAGAAGAUCCCCAUCAGCAAAGAAAAUCUUCUUCUGAAGGACUGCGUGCUAAAGAAUGCUGAUUUCGUGGAGGGCAUCGUGGUUUAUGCUGGUCAUGAAACCAAAGCCAUGCUCAACAACGGCGGCCCUCGCUACAAGCGAAGCAAGUUGGAGAAACUGAUGAACAGAGACGUCGUUUACUGCAUCGUCAUGCUCAUUCUCUUGUGUCUCUUGGGAGCCGUAGGCAACGGCGUGUGGCUUAGUUCGUUCGACGACCGCACCGUGGUGCCCUUUCUUUCGGGCGUCUUCCACAACGAGGAGAACGAGGUGUACAAAGACGCCUUCUACAUCUUCUGGACUUUCGUCAUUGUUCUGCAGGUGAUGAUCCCGCUCUCCCUUUACGUGACGGUCGAAAUCAUCAAGUUGGGCCAGGUGUACUUCAUCCACGAGGACGCUCACCUGUACGAUGCUACUUCCGAUCGGCGACUGGAGUGUCGAGCGCUCAACAUCACGGAAGAGCUGGGGCAGGUGGAGUACAUCUUUUCCGACAAGACGGGAACCCUCACGGAGAACAACAUGAUAUUCCGGAGAUGCUCCGUCGGGGGCGUGGACUACGACCACGAGAGGACGCCACUUGCCGCCGAGGUGCGGAAGGGCUCCGGAGACCAGUUAUAUGAUACGCCUAAAGAGAACAGUGAUUCUAAAAGCAAAGGUGUCCUCGUCCUCAACCCCAGUCUUCAAGAGGAACUGUCCAAGAUGGAGAUCCAGCUCCGGGUCGACUCCAAAUCCAUGGAAAUCACCCAUCUGAAUAGCCAUUCGCAGAGGAUACAAGACUUCUUCCUGCUGCUCGCCGUCUGCAACACGGUGGUCGUUGCCAAACACCCGCACAAGGAUCAGAUGAACUCCAGCGGUCUGUUCCUAAACACUCUCACACCUCUCCACCUUCGAGGGGCGGGAGAUCCGUGGGAUACGCCCCGAACUUUUGGAGCGUCCCGCCUCCUCCUCAGCGAGGCCUCCACUCCUGCCAGCUCCGGGGCCUCCACGCCGACUAAGAGGCCCCGAACCCUCCACCUCCCCACCCACCUGGGCUACUUCAAAUCUCCAAGCCCCUCCCCUCUGGAGCUCCGCCCCAUCUACGAGGCCGAGAGCCCCGACGAGAUAGCCCUGGUCGAGACUGCCUUCGCGUAUGGCUGCCGGCUGCUCAAGAGAUCUCCGGAAUCAGUGGUCCUGUCGCUUCCUGGUGAGGGCCUCAUCGAAUUUCGCCUUCUGCACGUAUUACCGUUUGAUGCCACCCGGAAACGAAUGUCCGUCAUUUUGCAACAUCCCAUCACAGGCCAAAAGAUCCUGUUUUGCAAAGGAGCAGAUUCCACUGUCCUGUCUCAACUAGCACCUCAGUCAUCAAGAGCUAACAAAAACUUGAUAAUGAAAACGCAACAGCACCUAAACGGCUAUUCUAGGAAAGGCCUACGAAUCUUAUGUAUGGCUAAAAAAGUGAUCAGCCAGGCGGAAUACGAUGCUUGGAUUCCCCACCAGAGGGCGGCAGAUAUCUGCAUCGAGGACAGGGACAAGCAGCUCUACCUGGCAGCGUGCAUGAUCGAGCAAAACCUGGAGUUGUUGGGGGCGACGGGCAUUGAAGACCGUCUGCAGGAGGGAGUGCCCAGGGCGAUCGCAGCGCUCAGAGAAGCCGGCAUCGUCGUCUGGGUGCUUACGGGGGACAAACAGGAGACCGCCGUGAACAUCGCUUAUUCAUGCAAACUGUUUUCAACUGAUAUGGAAAUAAUCACCCUCAACGCCAGAUCAAAAGAAGCUGCGGAAGACACGAUGCGGUUCUACCUAGACCAGAUCGGCAAGGACAUCGUGACGGAGAACUGCUCUUGCGCCCCUUCCGGUUCCUUCAGUUCCACCAGUCUCCUGCACCGGUUCCUACCCGGAAGGUGCGGCUCCACUUGCUUCGACGAAGACAAAAGGCAGAGGGCGCUGGUCAUCGACGGGCGGACGUUGGCGUUCGUGCUGGACAAGCCCUACGACCACCUGUUCCUCAACCUGGCCAAGCACUGCACCUCGGUGCUCUGCUGCAGGGCUACCCCCCUGCAGAAGGCAUACAUUGUGAGCUUAGUGAAGGAGUCCUUGAACGUGCUGACUCUAGCUAUUGGUGACGGCGCCAAUGAUGUGAGCAUGAUCCAGACGGCCGACGUGGGCGUGGGCAUCAGUGGCAAGGAGGGCAUGCAGGCCGUCAUGGCCUCCGACUUCACCCUGGCCCGCUUCCGCUACCUCGAGAGGCUGCUACUCGUGCACGGACAUUGGUGCUACGACCGGCUGGCCAGGACGGUGCUCUACUUCUUCUACAAGAACGCCACGUUCAUCUUCCUGAUCUGCUGGUACCAGUGGUACUGCGGCUUCAGCGGCACCGUCAUGAUCGACCAGGUGUACCUGAUGCUGUACAACGUCCUCUUCACUUCGCUGCCGCCCAUCGCCCUCGGCAUCCUGGACAAGGACUGCCCGGACCACAUCCUGCUGGCCAAGCCCUCGCUCUAUGGGCAGGGCAGGAGGUCCCAGGUGCACACCAAAUAUUCUUUCUGGGUUAAUAUGUUGGACGCCAUCUACCAGAGCAUAGUCACAUUCUUCGUUCCAUUCAUGGCGUACUACGACAGCGAUACGGACGUAUGGGAGUUCGGCACCACCAUCUGUACCGCCUGCGUUCUAGGACAGCUCUUCCACCUUGCCAUAGAGACCAGAUCCUGGACGUACCUGCACGUGGUGUCCCUGUUCGUGAGCUUCUUCAUCUACUUCGGCUUCGCUGUGAUGUACAACAUGUGGCCCGUGAUGAGCGUGGGCCGGGACGGGCUCCAGAACCCGUACUGGGUGAUAAUCCACUGCAUGGGGUCGACGAGAUUCUGGGGAUGCACAGUUCUCGUGCCCGUACUGGCCUGUCUGCCCAGGUUGAUCCUGAGGGGGUUUCAGGGGAGCCUCUUCCCCUCCCACGUGACGAGGACGCUCCUGAAACACCGGAAGUCCCAAGCGUCCUCCGAGGCCUCCACGAUCUCCGUCACGUGGUCCAAGGGCUCCAGCAACGAAUCUUCCGUGGACAUCGGGAUCCACGGGGGGGAUCUCAAACCCAACAUCAUUCCCGAGAAGAGGAUGUCCGUCGACAGCAACCUGACCGUCUCCGAGUCCGACUGUGCCAUAAACUACACGGAAUCUUUGAGGCUCUAA
Molecule: messenger RNA, 3975 nt
Organism: Uloborus diversus
Lineage: Eukaryota; Metazoa; Arthropoda; Arachnida; Araneae; Uloboridae
Product: phospholipid-transporting ATPase VA-like
Exons: 22
Coding region: 1-3975 (1324 amino acids)
Biological process (GO): phospholipid translocation
Cellular component (GO): plasma membrane
Molecular function (GO): ATP hydrolysis activity; ATPase-coupled intramembrane lipid carrier activity; magnesium ion binding
Source: RefSeq, a predicted model, not a curated record